This is a messenger RNA of Metarhizium brunneum ARSEF 3297, 1377 nucleotides long. RefSeq lists its product as uncharacterized. Gene Ontology annotation, biological process: biosynthetic process. The record is from RefSeq and is a predicted model, not a curated record. Gene Ontology annotation, cellular component: mitochondrion; cytoplasm. NCBI's taxonomy places the organism in Eukaryota, Fungi, Ascomycota, Sordariomycetes, Hypocreales, Clavicipitaceae. Gene Ontology annotation, molecular function: L-kynurenine:2-oxoglutarate transaminase activity; pyridoxal phosphate binding.
AUGGAGGGCAGUAGCAAGAUUAAACCCGCAGCAAGGGUAUCUGGCCAGAAGCAAGAUGUCUGGUCCAUCAUCAACGAAGCAGCCGCCGCCUCCCCCAAACAGCCCAUCGUAAACAUGGGCCAAGGCUUCUUUGGUUACAACCCCCCCGACUUCAUCCUCAAUGCUGCCAAGGACGCUCUCGACCGCGUCGAAUGCAACCAGUACUCGCCUACCAAGGGGCGGCCGCGGCUCAAGAAGGCCAUUGCGGAUGCGUACUCGCCCUUCUGGGGUCGCAAGAUUGAUCCCGAGACGGAGGUUACCAUUACCACGGGUGCUAAUGAAGGCAUGCUGAGUGCGUUCAUGGCCUUCAUCGAGCCUGGCGACGAGGUCAUCAUCUUUGAACCCUUCUUUGACCAGUACAUAAGCAAUAUUGAAAUGCCGGGCGGCAAAAUCGUCUACGUGCCCAUGCAUCCCCCCGAAACAGGCGCAACCAAGACCUCGUCUGCCGCAGACUGGACGAUUGACUUUGCCGAGCUGGAGAAGGCGAUUACACCACGCACCAAGAUGAUUGUCUUGAACACACCUCACAACCCCGUCGGCAAGGUGUACUCGCGCGAUGAGCUCCAGAAAAUAGGCGACUUGUGCGUCAAGAACGAAAUCAUUAUUCUGUCCGACGAAGUUUACGAUCGCCUCUACUACGUGCCGUUUACACGAAUGGCCACUUUGUCCCCGGAGAUUGAGAAAUUGACAAUCACCGUCGGAUCCGCGGGCAAGAACUUUUACGCAACAGGCUGGCGAGUCGGUACGUUCCGUUCCACCCUCCCCUUCUCUCCCGUUUCUCCUUUCAACUCGAUUUUCUUCCGCCUCUCAUCACUCACUUUUGUUCUUCUCUCCCCUCUCACAGGCUGGCUCAUGGGCCCCGCCAACCUCAUCAAAUACGUCUCGGCAGCCCACACGCGCAUCUGCUACUCGUCCGUCUCGCCGCUCCAGGAAGCCUGCGCCGUGGGCUUCGAACAGGCAGAGUCGGAGGGCUUCUGGGACAAAACCAUUACCGACAUGAAGUCCAAGAUGGACCGCUUCAAUGAGAUCUGGGCCGAGCUCGACCUGCCCUACUCCGAGCCCGAAGGCGGCUACUUCGUGCUCGUUAAUAUGAAAAAAGUCCAGCUGCCGGCCGACUAUCCCUUCCCCGAACACGUCGCCAGCAGACCGCGGGACUUUAAGCUGGCGUGGUUUUUGAUCCAGGAGGUGGGCGUGGCGGCGAUUCCGCCAACCGAGUUUUACACCCCUGCGAAUGCGCACUUGGCGGAGGAUUAUGUGCGGUUUGCAGUUUGCAAGGACGAUGAAGUUUUGGAGGAGGCUAAGCGGAGGUUGAGGGGGUUGAAGAAGUAUAUGCAGUGA